Molecule: messenger RNA, 390 nt
Organism: Microthlaspi erraticum
Lineage: Eukaryota; Viridiplantae; Streptophyta; Magnoliopsida; Brassicales; Brassicaceae
Source: the annotation of a GenBank genome assembly
AUGUUGUUCACUUUGCUUCUCCUUGCAGAUGGUCUUGCCUACGCUUCUUAUUUUCCUCCACCAAGUCCAAACUUCCAAUCCAAUUCUAAACCAAUCCAUAAACCACAAGUGUUCUCAACAAAAUCUAACCAAGGUGUUGGGACCGACUCUUUGUAUCCUCCACCAAGUCCAGAUUUCCAAUCCAAUUCUAAACCAAUCCAUAAACCACACAUUUUCUCAACGAAAUCUAACCAAGGUGUUGGGACCGACUCUUGGUAUCCUCCACCAAGUCCAGAUUUCCAAUCAGAUUCUAAACCAAUCCAUAAACCACAAGUUUUCUCAAUGAAAUCUAACCAAGAUGGUACAACCGAAUCUUGGUAUCCUCCAGCAAAUCCAAGAUUCCACCCAUAA